This is a messenger RNA of Blepharisma stoltei, 1349 nucleotides long. Lineage: Eukaryota; Ciliophora; Heterotrichea; Heterotrichida; Blepharismidae. The record is from the annotation of a GenBank genome assembly.
AUGUCUCUUGAUUCUCAAAUUCAUCAAGCAAUAGAGUCUCAUAUAAAGGUUCUCCCAAAUCUAGCUACCAGAGCAAUCCAGACAGUAAAUAAUUCAAAUUUUUAUGAACAGCGCCGCAACUCGCAAAAUGAAAUAUCUCAAGAAUUCAAAAAAACAGCUGGAAAAACUUUUAUUCUUACUCCCCUCUGUGAGUGAACAAAAAAAUUGUUCACUCACGGAGGGGGGUUAACUUUUUCUUUUUUUAAAAAAUUUAUAUAUAAAUUUUAUAUAAAAUAUUUUUUUUUUUUAAUUUUAAAAAAAUCCUAAUUCGCAAAAAUUGGAAAGCAAAUAUUAAUUUAAUUUAUAAAAUUUAUGUUUUAAAAAGUAAUUCGUUUAAAAUUAAACAGAAUUGGCUCUAGAUUUCAUUAUAAUAUUUAUCAUUAAUAUAUCAAAAUUUUUUUACAUAAAAAAUUUUUGUAUUAAAAAAAUUUUUUGUUCACUCACGGAGGGUGGGUUUUUGGGCAAAAAAUAGGGAUUUUUCUAAUGGUUUUGUUCACUCACGGAGGGGGGAGGAGUUAGAGAAAUAAGUCCAAUUAAAAUUCCUGCUGAACGUAAUGGAAAAAGAUGCCAAAAAAUAGGCACUGACAGAUCAUAUAUUUAUGAAAAUACCUUAUCUACCACAUUACCAUCAAUUGAUAUUAGCACUGAGACAUCUUCUCCUACUAAGCAUCGCCUCAGAGGUAUAAAGCGAUACCCAGACGAAAUUAAGAAAAUUUCAGUAUUUCCUAAUUAGUUAUUAGAACAAACCAAUCAAAGUCUUAGAGAUGAGCUUGAUUAUAUGAAAAAUUAUUUGGAAAACAAGCUGUAAAUUUUUACAUAGAAACGUUUUGAAUAUACGCCCAAAAGGUGAGUUAAAAAGGCUUAUGAGGCUUCAAUUGAAUCCAAGCAAUGAAGCUGAUGAAAGACCGAUGACAAAGACUGCUAUUUCAAGGCCAAAAACUCUUUCCCCGCUAAAUUUGGAUGUCAGAUUUAUUGAUCAUAAUAAAGAGACCUUAUACAAUAUCAAGUCAGCAAAUAAUAGGCCAAUUACAGACGGAAAUUGGGUAAAAGCAAUGCAAAUGUCUCCGAGGAACCAAAUUAAUAGACAAGAUGAGCGAAGCCAGCCAACAGCAGAAAAUUCGUGGAGACAUGAGCCAGAUCCCAAUAUGAGCUUGUCGAAAAUUGAUUUUGGCAGUAUAAAAGGUGACGUACUUGUGAAGCCUACUUAUACUUAUUGCAAAGUAUGCUACGAUUCGUCUGAUUUUAUUAAGCUUCAACAAUAUAGCCCUAGGUCUGUGAGUGUUCCAAAAAAAUUAAUUAAGGCUCAAUAA